Molecule: messenger RNA, 1975 nt
Organism: Symsagittifera roscoffensis
Lineage: Eukaryota; Metazoa; Xenacoelomorpha; Acoela; Convolutidae
Product: ankyrin repeat, PH and SEC7 domain containing protein secG-like
Exons: 9
Coding region: 87-1895 (602 amino acids)
Cellular component (GO): nucleus
Molecular function (GO): protein binding
Source: RefSeq, a predicted model, not a curated record
CAUUUAACAAAUGUUUUAAGCAAUCACAGCUAAUCAAUACAUUUUAAAUUUGCUAUCUUUUUACACCAUCUGAACAAAACGACACAAUGGACAAAUCAACCAUAAAUGAAAAAAGCAAAAGCAAACGGAGAACAAUCGAUUCAAAAAGCGGAUUUUAUGACAGCGAAGGGAAUUUGAGGAAAAUCACAUUGCAUUUGUUAGCCGCAAGUCCACGGCACGACACGAGAAGGCCGCCUAAAGUUCCGCCUCCGAUUCGGCCAUCGUCGUCUGUUACUAAACCCGACUCCAAAAAUAUAAACCAAAGAUCACGACCGAACACUGGUACCAGCACUGGAAUGAAGUCACGAGUUGCAUCUAGUAAGACUUCGGGUUUUUAUUCCGGGUCGCCGUCUUCGUUUGAAACUAAACGAGAUGACCCCGCUAGUCGCAUGGACAGCCGGAUAACAGUGAUUACUCGGGCGUCAUCUGCAAAAUCGGAAGUUACGAGUCGAGUUAAAAGCUCUGAUUUGGGUUUGGAGCGAGACGAUAUUUCGUCUGUUACAUCGAAACCUGUAAUGUCUCCGGAUUCUCGGAAAUCGCGACUUCGCAGAAGUGGCAAAAACAGAUCGACAGUUAAUGUUAAUUCUAAUUUGGAAGUGACUGCGAAUCUAUCAGAUUCGCUGCUGAGUUUGAUAGAGGCAGCAGAGAGGGGGGACGAGGAAAGAGUGGGGGAGUUGGUGGGACUGUACGAGGAGGGGGAGUUGAGGAAGAGACUGGGUCAGGUGCGGACUCCACUGCACAGGGCGGCUGGAUACGGACAACUGGCGUCCAUCCAACAACUCGUCCAAGCUGGUGCCAACGUAGAUACCAAAAAUGACCUUGGCGGAAGAACGGCUCUUCACGAAGCCUGUAUUGGAGGUCAUGCUCAUGUGGUCAAGUACUUGACCUCAGUCGUGAGUUCUUGUGACGUAACUGAUGGUCAAGGUCAAACGGCAGCUCAUUUGGCUGCCUUCCACGGGGAGUCACAGUGUCUAGAGGAACUGGCUCGAGCACGGGCCCUCUUGCACCAGACAGAUAACCAGGGCAAAACUCCGGCCCACCUGGCGGCUUCCAGGAAUCAUCUUAGUGCUCUGCAGACCCUCAACAAUUUCAACUGUGAUCUGGACAACGCAGACGAGAGUGGAAAGACGCCAGCACACUACGCCGCACAGGCCGGAGCCUUCGAGUGUCUGAAUUUCCUGAUCAAGCAGGACGUGAACAUCCGAGAGAGUGAUUUGCUCGGUCAGCAGCCGGUGCAUCUGGCGGCAGCACACAAUAGAAUCAAGUGUCUCCGGGGUCUCAUUACAAAAGCAAGGUGUGAAUGGGACUGUGAGGACAGACGGGGAAGAACUACUGCACAUUUGGCUGCAGUGCAUGGAUCCAUAGAUUGUCUUCAUUGGUUGCUUGAAUACUACGGCGACCCCAAUGUAGUCGACCGAGAGGGUAACACAGUGACUCACUUGGCAGCUGCAUUCGGGAAGGGAGACUGCUUCAAUUGUUGUCUGCAACAUGGAGGCAACCUGGAACUGAAGAAUGCGAGAGACGAGACUCCGUUUGAUUGUGCGAAACGCAAGGGUCACCCAGUGUCCAUUCAGAAAGCACUCACAAACACGGUCAAAUGUCAGUUUUGCGUGGAGAAACACCAGCAGUUUAUGUGGGAAGUCAACCACCCACAGCCAGAAGCCUCCAGAAAUAUCCAGAAAGUGUCCAAGGUAGCCUACAAGCCAGUGAUGCCUAAGCAGCAGUUCAUUGAACACGAGAACAUUACCAGGCAACCGACAAGCGAAGUGGAGCUGAACAAAAUAAAAGCGGAGAAGAAAAAACUCGACUUCCUACCAAAGAAAGACAUUGUAGCGCAGUUCUAUGGGAAAUUUUAAUUAUUCCAUGAAAGUUAACUCUUCAAAGUUCAUGGAUUUAUUUAGAAUUUGAAAAUGAAUUUAAAUUUUCUAACACUAAA